AUGGACGACGACGGGCGCUACAGAGACGGGCGCUCAGACUUUGUCCGCGGCGCCAAAGACAUUGCCAAAGUGGCCAAGAAACAGGUCGGCAAGAAAAUGGGGCGUGGCGUGGACAAAAUGGCCGACGAGUACACCAAGCGCUCCUAUAAACGCUUUGAGGAGGAAGAUGAUGAUGAAGACUACGGCGGCGUGCCAAGCAGCAACGACGGCGGAUAUUACCGCAAUGAUAGCCGGGCCAAUGACGAUGAAGGCCACAGCGACUCCACUGAAGGACAUGACGAGGAUGAUGAGAUCUACGAAGGGGAGUACCAGGGCAUCCCCAGGGCUGACUCGGGCAAGGCUGGCAGCAUAGAUGGGGUGACAGCGGCCCAGGGGCAGCAGUUCAGGGAUCUGUCAGCCUACGAGAGCGAGAGGAGGAAAGAUCAGGAAGAGCUGGCCGAGCAGUACGAGACCAUCCUGCAGGAGUGUGGCCACGGGAAGUUCCAGUGGACGCUCUACUUUGUCCUGGGGCUGGCGUUGAUGGCGGAUGGCGUGGAGAUCUUUGUGGUCGGCUUCGUGCUGCCCAGCGCAGAGAAGGACAUGUGUCUAUCUGAGCCCAACAAGGGCAUGCUGGGUCUGAUCGUGUACCUGGGGAUGAUGGUCGGGGCCUUCGUGUGGGGCGGCCUGGCUGAUCGGAUUGGCCGACGGCAGACCCUCCUCAUCUCCCUUUCCAUCAACAGCGUGUUUGCCUUCUUCUCAUCCUUCGUCCAGGGAUACGUCUCCUUCCUCUUCUGCCGCCUGGCCUCUGGUGUGGGUAUUGGCGGCUCCAUCCCCAUCGUGUUUUCCUAUUACUCUGAGUUCCUGGCUCGGGAGAAGCGAGGAGAGCAUCUGAGCUGGCUCUGCAUGUUCUGGAUGAUCGGUGGUAUCUACGCCUCUGCCAUGGCCUGGGCCAUCAUCCCACACUACGGAUGGAGUUUCCAAAUGGGCUCGGCCUACCAAUUCCACAGCUGGCGUGUCUUUGUGUUGGUGUGUGCCUUACCCUCUGUGGCGGCCAUCUCUGCCCUCACCACCAUGCCCGAGAGCCCCCGCUUCUACCUGGAGAAUGGGAAACAUGAUGAGGCGUGGAUGAUUCUGAAGCAGGUCCAUGACACCAACAUGAGGGCCAAGGGUUACCCAGAGAGGGUCUUCUCUGUGACCACCAUCAAAACAGUGAAGCAGAUGGAUGACCUGGUGAACUUGGGCGACAGUGCCGCCUGGCAUCAGAAAUGGAAGAUAAAGCUCUCAACACUUUUCCAUCAGGUGUGGAGUAAUUUCCUGACCAUUUUCUCCCCUGAGUACCGCCGCACCACCUACAUGAUGAUGGCUGUGUGGUUCUCUAUGUCCUUCAGCUACUACGGUCUAACAGUGUGGUUCCCCGACAUGAUCAAGUACCUGCAGAAGCAAGAGUACCACUCACGCACCAAGUUUUUCGCCAAGGAGAAAGUCGAACAUGUCACCUUUAACUUCACCCUGGAAAACCAGGUCCAUCGCCAGGGAGAGUACUUCAAUGACAAGUUUAUGAACCUGAAAAUGAGAUCUAUGGUGUUUGAGAACUCGCUGUUUGAGGAGUGUUACUUUGAGGACAUCACCUCCAGCAACACCUUCUUCAAAAACUGCACCUUUAUCGCAACCCUCUUCUACAACACAGAUCUCUUCAAGUAUAGGUUGGUCAACUGCAAGCUCAUCAACAGCACUUUCCUGCACAACAAAGAAGGCUGCCUGCUCAGUGACGUCAGUGAUGAGAACAAUGCAUACAUGGUCUACUUCGUCAGUUUCCUGGGCACCUUGGCUGUGUUGCCGGGCAACAUUGUCUCCGCGCUGCUCAUGGACAAGAUCGGACGGCUGAGGAUGCUAGCUGGCUCCAGUGUGAUCUCUUGCGUCAGUUGUUUCUUCCUGUCCUUUGGCAACAGCGAGUCAGCCAUGAUUGCUCUGCUCUGCCUGUUCGGGGGAAUCAGCAUCGCUUCCUGGAACGCUCUGGAUGUGCUGACUGUCGAGCUCUACCCCUCUGACAAGAGAACCACAGCAUUUGGCUUCCUCAACGCCCUCUGUAAAUUAGCGGCUGUUUUAGGCAUAAGCAUCUUUACCUCGUUUGUUGGUAUCACCAAGGCUGUGCCCAUCCUCUUUGCCUCGGGGGCGCUGGCGGUGGGCAGUUUUCUGGCCCUCAAACUACCAGAGACGCGAGGUCAGGUGCUGCAAUAGUGUGGCGCCAACAACUCUCUGGGGGUGGGCAGAAGAGUUUUUCACCACACUGUGAAAGAACAUCUCAAGAGCCCUCCUAAUCCUUCCCUCUAACCCCUCUCUCAUAAUGAUCAGACGACAGAUCUGCUGUAAAUAUUUUGGAUUGGUGAUUAAGGUAAUAGUGAAGCUGUGACAAACUAUUAGAAUUUUGGAUAAACAUUCAGCUGAGACAAAUUGCUGAUUAUUGCUCAGAAUUGUUGCCGAAACGUGAUGCAAACAUAAUAUUGACAUGUUCAGUGAGAGCAUGACAUUUCAUUCCCCUGGGAUGAAAUAGUAGAUUUAGAUUUGGCCCCAAAUACAAGUACUGUACAUACACCUGGGGUUGGGGGUCGGGAUGGGGGUUCUUGAUUAUGAGCCAUGCAAAUAGACUCAUAGAAAUGACCACUAGCCAUUGUUACAGAGUUCUCUGUAGUCACCUCCAUUCUUCUCAGCAAAUUCAACUCACCUGUCAAGUCUUGCGUUCUUUGUCAUUGUUGGACAUAGAAUCAAAAAUGUGACAUUUAAUGCCUUGAUUUGAAGCAUUUUUGACCAUGUGUGGUAAAACCAAGACACAACUCUCUUGGCUUUCUCUUAAACAAAGACCUGUCCUCAUUCUUUGUCUCCUGGGGUUUUGUGUUGAUGUACAGAUUAACUGCCAUUUUAUAGAUUAUAGAACAUUCCAGGUUUGCUUUUGUUUUUGUUAGAAUGAGACAACGAGAUCAAUCGAGCCCCUUCUCCCUUUAAAACAUUGUUUCUGAUCGCCUCCGUGAGAUCAUGAGAUCUUUCGAAUCCAUUAGCCCAAUGGUUUCCCAUGCCAAGUGAACAUUGUGUGCUGUCAUGAUUUCAUCACAAAGAUGAAGAUGUUUGUUGAAGUGUACAUUUAAAGCACGACCAUUUGCCAGUGUGAAUUUCCCCAACAUUUUCUUGACUUGAUGAAAAUGUUCAGAAUCUCACACUCAAUCACCUUUUUUCAAUCAUACUGGAUAUCCCUUUGUAAGAAAUGCCUUCUUAGUACCUCUCCUCCCAGGCUUACAGUAUGUUUGUCUCUUACAAUAAAUGUUUUGGAGGGUGUUAUGCAUGUCACAAAGUAUGUAUGUAAAUUUAUGAAAAUUGAGAGCACAACAUGUAAAAACAGCGCUUUGGACAAGUUACACUUGCUCAUCGGUUAGUCUGGCUUAAGUCCCCGUAAUGCUUUGACUUUUCCUAACCACAAGAGACAGCACCGUGCUUUUAUUCUGCCGUUGGUAGCAGUGAUACCACGACAGUUGAUGAACUCCUUAGAGCACUUUCUACAGGAUGUUCUUAAAAUGAAAAUAUUCCUUUAUUACCUUAAAUCAUAUACGGUACACAUGUGGAAGAAAAGUAGGUCAUUACAAAGGAGAAAAAAAAGUUACACAAAAAGGCUACACUUUUAGUUUUGAUGGUUUCAGUGCAGGUGUGUAAGAGAUGACCGACUUUAAUCUAAUUGUUUGUGUGAAUUGAAUGUUUAUAUUAAUGUGAGUGUGCUUCUUAGUGCAAUAUUGAACCUCUGUGCAAUAUUGAGAUUUAAUUUAAUUUUGUCUAUAUUUAUAUAUUUUACCAUUUCAUAUUUGGCAAACAUCCUGAUUAGUGAAAGUUUGUGGGGUAGCUGUCUUAUAUAAUGAUAAGUGAACAGGGUGUGAUAACAUACUGAAAUUAACCUGUUUUUGCUCUUGGAUCAAGACAGGCUGAACGAUGAGAUUUUAUCAUCAGUAGAGUAAAUAUACAAAUUGUUGAAAAAUACUCUGGCCGGAAAAAAGGAAAGCAGCGUACGGCAAAGUUGUUCUAUUUAAAAUUUUACUAAUUUGCGAUGUCCUUGGGGCACAUAACAUUUUGAACAAUGAGGAAUAAUUGCAGCUGAAAGGAUUCUUCUGCUAAUGAAGGUAUGGAUUUCAAGUGCACUGGGCCCUUGUGUUUACUAGUGCUUUAUUAUACAAAUGUAGCUAAAUAAAACCCGAGAUUCACCAUAGAGAACUCACUGCCAAGGGCUGAUUGUCAUAUAUCCCACAUUAUAACAGCAGAGUGUUGGCGAAAAUGAUUGCCGCAUUCCCCUCAUCUAGAAAAGCAAGAGUGAUAUGUUCACAACUGCAUGGUUGAGGAAAAACAAUCAUGAAAAUGUCAGAUUAACAAAAAACGUUUUCGUCCAAACUGCCAUUUUGUAGGAUAGCAGCCAUACGUAGACUCAAAGACAGUUAAUAAUAAAAUAAAAUAGACAACCCAUUGCACUAAAUGUACACUGUCGUACAUGCACAAUUGUGAAUGCCUUGAGUUCUUCAAGACACAAUCUGACGCAGUCUUGCUAGUGAUUUAAUGAAGAACAAGGUGAGCGUUUAGCAAGAGCACAAAGACCAAAACCUACCAAAUGACAAGAUUAUGAACACGAGUGCAGUUGUGAACAUAUGUGCUUUGAGCUUUGAUGACCUGCCCCUUACAUUUCAUUCCCUCCUUCUCACACUGAUAAAUCCCUAAUCAUCCAAAUUUGACACCUGACCCAUUAUCUAUAAGUGUGCCAUGAGUACCACAUCUCAUUAAUUAUUGCCAAAUAUUUUGUAUGGCCUGAGUUUACACAUUACACCACCAAUUCUCUGUUAUAGAUAUGAAUAUAUGUAAAUAAAAGUACUUAUAAUGUAACUAAUAAGAUAGCUCUUCAAACAUUUGACCCCUGGAAAUAUAUUAUAUUGCAGUCAGUCUUUGUAGGUUUUCAGCCAUCUAACAUGUAACAUGUAAAACAAAAACGACUGGAGUUAUUAUAGUAAUGAAGAUUUAUCACAACUCAUCUGAGAACCUGUCUGCCUGAGUCCAGGUGCACUUGUUUUCAAACUGCAAGAAUUGAUGGCUUCAGAAGCCAAAAUGGCCAGCAAGUCAGAAAACAAAAUUUCCUCAUAUUCCCUCAUAAAAGCACAUUGACAGUAUAUAAACACACAUAAGCUGUACAAAUAUAAAGGCUAAGCGUCAGGAGUUCUAUUCUCUGUAUGUUGUCCUGUAUCACCCAUGAAAUUUAAGAAGAUGUCAAGAUAACUGUUGUAUUUGUUCAACAUGGAAUGCUGUUAAAGCGCUGUCCUGUCUCAGUGACUCAGUUCAGGCUCAGUCCAAGUUAAAAUGUCUCUUGUAGAUACAUAUCUUAGCUUAUGUUACAGGGUUUUUUGUAUAAUUAACUUGUUGCCUGCGCAACAGUCAAUCGUGAGUGCAAAAAGUUAACAAAGCAAUAAGUGUUUGGGUAUUUGUCUCUUAUUCUCUUCUUUGAAGCUACUGGGAAUUGGAGAACAUUACUAUAUGCUGGCCUUGUCCACUAAAAUGCUGAGUGUUGGCUAAAUAAUGAAACAGCUAACAUUCGUGUGUACUCUCUACAACAACCCUAAGUCUUGAGGCUUUUGUCAACAAGAUUGCAUUGCCAUUAAUUAAAUGUAACAAAGAAUUUAUCACCUUUGUCAUUGUACUGUGCUGUAGAAACUAGUUGAUUGUAAGUAUAGAAACUGUUUGUGGAACCAUGAAUAUAAAAAAAAGUUAUAAAAAAAAAAGUGUAAAUGAACAAUGCUGUAUGUUGUCUUUGAUUUUGUGUAUUUUGUAAAUGAGAAUGAAAUACAAGUAAUUACAUCAAUGUUAAAUACCGGUUAUGAAUCAUAGUUAGCCUAAAUGUGACAACAUCAGUUCUGUUAGGUGUGUGAGAUCUUUUCUUAUAUUUUCUCAUUGUUGAUUUUUGUUUGGGUUUGCGCUAUGCCGUGCAACUGACCCUUUGGAAUCACAAUGGAUAACAAAGAACCACAAAAUAAACAAAGUAUGAAAAGUCAA
This is a messenger RNA of Perca fluviatilis (European perch), 6042 nucleotides long. RefSeq names its product synaptic vesicle glycoprotein 2A (gene sv2a). Gene Ontology annotation, cellular component: membrane. NCBI's taxonomy places the organism in Eukaryota, Metazoa, Chordata, Actinopteri, Perciformes, Percidae. Gene Ontology annotation, biological process: chemical synaptic transmission; transmembrane transport. The record is from RefSeq and is a predicted model, not a curated record. Gene Ontology annotation, molecular function: transmembrane transporter activity. Bases 1 to 2217 code for a protein of 738 amino acids. The transcript is spliced from 12 exons.